This is a messenger RNA of Tetrapisispora phaffii CBS 4417, 3351 nucleotides long. RefSeq names its product karyopherin KAP123 (gene KAP123). Gene Ontology annotation, cellular component: nucleus; cytoplasm. The coding region runs from base 1 to 3351 and encodes 1116 amino acids. Lineage: Eukaryota; Fungi; Ascomycota; Saccharomycetes; Saccharomycetales; Saccharomycetaceae. Gene Ontology annotation, molecular function: small GTPase binding; nuclear import signal receptor activity. The record is from RefSeq and is a predicted model, not a curated record. Gene Ontology annotation, biological process: protein import into nucleus. The transcript has a single exon.
AUGGAUCAACAAUUUUUAGCUCAACUUGAGCAAACUUUGAAUGCUAUUAUUAAACCAAGUUCUUCUGCUUCGUUGAAGGAGACUACAAAGACAUUGCAAUCACAAUAUUAUACACAAGCUACUACUGUUCCAGCUUUGAUUCAUAUUUUACAAAAUAGUUCAGAUGAUGCUUUGAAACAAUUGGCUGGUGUUGAAGCAAGAAAAUUAGUCCCAAAACAUUGGUCUACUUUGGAUGAUGCUAUUAAGAAUGAAAUGAAAAACUCUUUAUUACAAACCGCUUUCAGUGAAGAUAAAGAAAUUAUUCGUCAUUCUAACGCCCGUGUUAUUGCUUCCAUUGGUACCGAAGAACUAGAAGGUAACAAAUGGCCAGAAUUAGUCCCAAGUUUGAUUCAGGCUGCGUCUGGUGAAGAUGCAGGCGUUAGACAAAUUGCUGUCUUUAUCUUACUAUCUUUAUUAGAAGACUACUCUCCAUCUUUAUCAGUUUUCAUUGAUGAUUUCCUAAACUUGUUUGCUCAAACAAUCAAUGAUACUACAUCAUUGGAAACAAGAUCUUUGUCUGCGCAAGCCUUAAACCAUAUUUCUGCUUUGAUUGAAGAACAAGAAACUAUCAACCCACAAUUUGCCACUAAAUUUGCUUCAUUAAUUCCAUCUAUCGUUAAUACUUUAGAUGCUGUUAUUAAAGCUGAAGAUAUCAAGAAUUCUAAAGCUAUUUUCAACUGUUUGAAUGAUAUUCUGUUGCUAGACUCUCAAUUGACUGGUAACACUAUUGUUGACUUGAUCAAAUUAACUUUACAAAUUGCUUCAAACACCGAAGUUGAAGAAGAUGUCAGAGUCUUUGCUAUUCAAUUCAUCAUUUCUGCUUUAUCUUACAGAAAAUCAAAGAUUAUUCAAAGUAAAUUAGGUAGAGAAAUUACUCUAACUGCUUUAAGAAUUGCAGCUGAAGAAAUUGAUGUUGAGGAAGAAUUAAACAAUGAAGAUGAAGCCGGUGAAAACGAAGAAAAUACACCAUCGUUAAUUGCUAUCAGAUUAUUAGCUUUUGCUUCAGCUGAAUUGCCACCAUCUCAAGUUUCUACUGUCAUAAUUGAACAUUUACCAAUCAUGUUGCAAUCUUCCAAUCCAUUUGAAAGAAGGGCAAUUUUAUUAGCAAUCUCUGUCGCUGUUACUGGUUCUCCAGAUUACUUCUUAUCUCAAUUCGAGAAGGUUAUUCCAGCUACCAUUUCUGGUCUAAAAGAUGCUGAACCAGUUGUGAUUUUAGCUGCUUUGAAGUGUGUUCAUCAAUUGACUACUGACUUACAAGAUGAAGUUGCUAAGUUCCACGAACAGUAUUUACCAUUAAUAAUCGAUAUUAUUGAUUCAGCUAAAUUUGUUGUUAUCUAUAAUUACGCUACUAUGGCUUUAGAUGGUUUAUUAGAGUUUAUUGCAUACGAAGCCAUUGCCAAGUACUUGGAACCAUUAAUGAACAAAUUAUUCUACAUGUUAGAAAGCAACAACUCAUCCAAAUUAAGAUGUGCUGUUGUUUCAGCUAUCGGUUCUGCUGCGUUUGCUGCUGGAUCUGCUUUCAUUCCAUACUUUAAGACAAGUGUACAAUACUUAGAACAAUUUAUUCAAAACUGUUCUCAAAUCGAAGGUAUGAGCGAAGAUGAUAUUGAAUUAAGAGCUAUCACCUUUGAAAAUAUUUCUACUAUGGCUAGAGCUGUCAGAUCUGAAGCUUUCUCUGAAUAUGCUGAGCCAUUGGUUAACUCUGCUUAUGAGGCUAUCAAGACAGAUUCUGCUAGAUUAAGAGAAUCUGGUUAUGCUUUCAUUGCUAAUUUAGCUAAGGUUUACGGUGAAAACUUUGCUCCUUUCUUGAAAACUAUCUUACCAGAAAUUUUCAAAACUUUAGAAUUAGAUGAAUAUCAAUUCAAUUUCGAUGGCGAUGCUGAAGAUUUAUCAGCCUUUGCUGAAGGUGCCACCGAAGAAGAUUUACAAAGUAAAUUUACAGUUAACACAGGUAUCUCCUACGAAAAGGAAGUUGCUGCUGCUGCUUUAUCAGAAUUAGCUUUAGGUACUAAAGAACACUUCUUACCAUACGUUGAACAAUCUUUAAAGACUUUGAGUGAACAAGUUGAUGAAUCAUAUGGUCUAAGAGAAACUGCUUUGGCUACCUUGUGGAACAUUGUUAAAGCUGUUUUAUUAUCUUCCAGGAUUGAACCAGAAAGUUACCCAAAGGGUUUACCAGCUACCUCCUAUAUUGAUGCUACUUCUUUAGCGGUUGUCCAAACUGCUAGAGCCAUUUCCAUUGCUAACUUAAACGACGAAUUUGAAACUUCUAUGGUCAUUACCGUCAUGGAAGAUCUAGCCAAUAUGAUUAAGCAAUUUGGUCCUAUUAUCAUCAUGGAUAGUGGUGACAGUUCUUCUUUAGAAACCUUAUGUAUGCAAGUUCUUAGCGUCUUAAACGGUACUCAUGCUUGUCAAACUGUUGAUAUUGAAGAAGAUGCUCCAAAGGAUGAAGAAUUAGAUGCAUCUGAAACUGAAGCUACCCUUCUGGAUAUUGCUCUGGAAGUUUUAGUUAGUUUGUCUCAUGCUUUAGGCAGUGAUUUUGCUAGCAUCUUCGAAAAUUUCAAACCAGUUUUAUUUGAAUUAUAUGAAUCCAAAUCUAAAAAUAAGAGAUCCUCCGCUAUCGGUGCUACAUCAGAAAUCGUUUUAGGUAUGAAGGAAGGUAGUCCAUACAUUCAAGAAAUGUUGGAAGCCAUGAUUGUAAGAUUAACCAGUGAUAAAUCAUUAGAAGUUAGAGGUAAUGCUGCUUAUGGUGUCGGUUUAUUGUGUGAAUAUGCUUCAUUCGAUAUUUCUUCUAUCUAUGGUGCUGUUUUAAAAGCCAUGUACGAACUAUUAAGCACUGCUGAUCAAAAAUCUUUGGCUGCUGAUGACGAUGAAGCUACUAGAGAAAUCAUCGAUAGAGCUUUUGCCAACGCUAGUGGUUGUGUUGCUAGAAUGAUCUUAAAACAUGAAAAUCUAGUUCCAUUAGAGCAAACUAUCCCAGCUUUAUUUGCACAUCUGCCAUUAAAAACUGGUUUUGAAGAAUACACUCCGAUCUUCCAAGUUAUCAUGAAAUUAUACCAAGAUAACAAUGCUGUCAUUACUAACAUGACUCCAAAGGUUAUUGAAUUCUUUGCUGCGGUUUUCACAAAGGAUGCUGAAAGAAUUAAAUUAGAACAAGAAUCCACUUUAGGUAGAGAAGAAAAUCUAGAAAGAUUAAAACAAUUCCAAACUGACGAUAUUAAACAAAAGAUUGUGGAAUUAUUGAAGUACAUCAAUAAUACAUACAGCGGUGUUGUUGUUAAGGACCCAGUCUUGGCUCCAGUGAUCGCAUAA